UAAACUCGGUGCCUGAUAGUGCAAGCAAAGCAAGCACCCCACCUUUUCUGCUCUCCCUAAACUCACUGUGUUUUCCUCUUUGUCUGUAAAAAAAACCUGCUUUCUUUUCUUUCUAUCGACUCUCUUUUUUUGCCUCCUCACUAUUUCUAUAAGCCCUUGUUUAGUGCUUCGCUAGCAAAACCCACCUCAAAAAAAAAAAACUCAGCCCUCUCUCUCCCUCCCUCUCUCUCUCACACACAAAAACACACACUUGCUUAGUCUUAUAAUUCAAAUCCUCCUCACUCUAAGUCUACCUUGUAAGCCAAAACUUCUAUUCUAUCUUAGAACCUCUCCUUUCAGUAUGGAAGGUGCUUAAAGCUCAAGAUUUGGACACAAGAGAAAUUGAUGUAGGUAAUCCAGUUUCUUUCUCCUUUCUUUCCGUUUCCAUUACGAGUCGAAAGAAGAACAAAGAAGGCUUACUACAGUCGUCUCCCAGCUUGCUCCAUCAUUUUCUUUCUCAGAGAUUGUUUGACCCCCUUUCUCUAUAUCUCUCUCUCUCUCACUUUCGAGAAAUAGAAAUUGGUCUCUUAUCGAUGCUAGCUCCUGGCCACAGUGUCACUGAAUUUGUUUGUCUUUUCUUUUUUCUUUUUUCCUUCUAAGUUGACCUCUCGAGAGAAAAUAAGGUGGAUACUCAAAGUCUAUGCGGUUGGGGUACCCUUUUGUUGCUUUGCUCUCCUGAUCAUUAAACUUGUGAUAUCUCUCUUAGAGCCAGCAGAUCUCCCCUAUCAUUUCAACACCUUCUCUCUCUCUCAAAGCAACUGCAAUUUAGUCACCUAAAACAAGAGUUUGUGGAUAUUUUUCCCUAUCUUUUCUGUCUGCGAGAAUAGUAAGGUUUUCUAGUUUGUGUUGGUUCUAAAAGAGUGGACAAUUGUCAAGAAAGGUCCCAGGAGUAUAUAAGAAAGCAACCACUUUUAAUAUUAAUGAUUUAGGCCUCCUAAUUAUAUCCUGUCUUGUUCUUUCUCUUCCUGUCACCACACCAACAACAAGACACAAAAUAAUAUAAUAGCCAGAGAAGCAGCAGAGAGAAAACAAGGGAUGGAACUUUCAAGUCAAGAAGGAGAAAUCCCAAUCUCAAUCCCAAUCCCAAUCCCAAUAAACAGUACAUAUGGUGUGGGGCAUGGGCACUUGAUCCAUCAUGAUCCUGCACCCCACAACCACAUCAUCCCUUCAUCAGCAACCCAAAUCCCCUCCAAUGGCCUAGAGGAUCAUGUGCCUUACAAGAAAGUGGUGAGGUACAGAGAAUGCCUCAAGAACCAUGCAGCAGCAAUGGGAGGGAAUGCCACUGAUGGCUGUGGUGAAUUCAUGCCCAAUGGUGAAGAGGGUACAAUAGAAGCACUCAAUUGCUCUGCCUGCAAUUGUCACAGAAACUUCCACAGAAAAGAAGUUGAAGGUGAGCCCUCAUCAUGUGACUGCCACCAUAAUAGCCCACAUCUCAACAGGGUUGGGAGGAAAUUCAUGCUUGGCCAUCAUAAAAAUAUACUUACCCCUGAGGCCUUGGGGUACCCUACAGCUACAGGUACCUUCAUAUCUUCAAGACCAGCAGCACCCCACCAAAUUAUAAUGCCCUAUAACAUGGGCUCCCUCCCUUCGGAGUCUGAUGAGCAGGAAGAUGGUGGGGGUGCACUAAUGGCCAGGCAUGCUCCACAGCUUGUGAAGAAAAGGUUCAGGACCAAGUUCACACAAGAACAGAAGGAGAAAAUGCUCAACUUUGCAGAGAAAGUUGGGUGGAAAAUCCAGAAGCAAGAAGAGGCUGUGGUGCAACAGUUCUGCCAAGAGAUUGGAGUCAAGAGAAGAGUCCUCAAGGUUUGGAUGCACAACAACAAGCACAAUCUAGCCAAGAAAAAUCACUCCACAGAUUUAAGUUAACCAUAUUUUUAGUUUGUGCUUUUAACUCCACAUGAUCUCAGCUGAAUGAAUCUGUUUCUCUUAUUUUCUUUACACCCUAUCUUUUUAAUCAUUUUCUUCUCUUUUGAGUACGUUACUUGAGGUCUCUUACUGUUUGUAAUAAUAGUGGUUAUAUAUGAUAUGUAAUGUAGCUUAGGCAAAUUGGGUUUGGUAGUGUUUGAGUUGUGGUUGAUGUUCUUGUUCAAUGUUCAGUGCAGGAUUGAGUUGAGUUAUUCAGACUGAGAUACGCCAAUGUAUUAAUUAAUCUUCAAUGUUAGGAGAAGAGCUUUUCUUAAUUAA
Messenger RNA from Alnus glutinosa, 2223 nucleotides. RefSeq names its product zinc-finger homeodomain protein 4-like. Gene Ontology annotation, biological process: regulation of developmental process; regulation of DNA-templated transcription. Gene Ontology annotation, cellular component: nucleus. NCBI's taxonomy places the organism in Eukaryota, Viridiplantae, Streptophyta, Magnoliopsida, Fagales, Betulaceae. The transcript has a single exon. Gene Ontology annotation, molecular function: DNA-binding transcription factor activity; transcription cis-regulatory region binding. The coding region runs from base 1075 to 1905 and encodes 276 amino acids. The record is from RefSeq and is a predicted model, not a curated record.